Trichosurus vulpecula (common brushtail) is the source of this 2009-nucleotide messenger RNA. Its product is annotated as tumor necrosis factor receptor superfamily member 14-like. The transcript is spliced from 9 exons. Gene Ontology annotation, biological process: defense response to Gram-positive bacterium; positive regulation of T cell migration; negative regulation of alpha-beta T cell proliferation. Gene Ontology annotation, molecular function: protein binding. Gene Ontology annotation, cellular component: external side of plasma membrane. Bases 158 to 1006 code for a protein of 282 amino acids. Lineage: Eukaryota; Metazoa; Chordata; Mammalia; Diprotodontia; Phalangeridae. The record is from RefSeq and is a predicted model, not a curated record.
CUUGUUUCCUCCUUUACAAAUUCAUCCUUAUCAUGCUCACAUUUGUCAGUUAUGGCCACGACCUAGGCUGAGAAGGGCUUUCUAUUGUUGAAAGAAUAUUGUUUUUUGACCUACAAACUGAAAUAAGCUAGAGACAGCCAGACUGAAUUCCACAGAGAUGGUAAACCGAGGCUGCCUGAAGAUGUUCAUCAUGCUCAUGAUGGCUCAGCUCAUCCCCUUCAAGGAGGCGCUGGAAUGUAUGGUGGGAGAGUAUGAGGUGGAUGGGCAGUGCUGCCCCACCUGCCAGGCAGGUUAUAGGGUAAAUGAGACGUGCACUGUAAUGACAGGCACCACAUGUGUAGCUUGUGAUCCCGGGACCUACACAGAACACCAGAGUGGCCUGAAGGAGUGUCUCCAGUGUAAAGUCUGUGACCCUGAAUUUGGCUUGGUGACAAGAAGGGAAUGCUCAUCUACAUCCAACACUGUGUGUGGCUGCUUUCCAGGCCAUUUCUGUGUCAUCAUGAAAGAUGACUGUGAGCUGUGUGAGCCUCACCAAGUCUGCACCGCUGGCCAAUACAUGAAGUCUAGAGGCACAGAAAUGAAUAACACCAUCUGUGAGAAGUGCCGGGCAGGCACAUUUUCCCCCAAUGGGACCCUUGGCCAGUGUCUGCUGUGGACCAAUUGUACUGCCCAGGGUUUAUCUGAAGAAGAGCCAGGCACGGACACCAAGGAUGCAUUGUGCUCUCCAUAUAGCAACUCCCAACUCACAUUUAUCAUCAUUCCAUUAGUUGCCAUCAUUGUCAUCGCUGUCAUCAUUUUGGUGGUGAAGUUAGUUAGAAUGGAAAAGAGCCAAGCAGCUUAUGACAUAAGAAGAAGGGGUGAAGCAUCACACACCGAAAAGAUCUCUAAUCCUCUUGAGACUGAUGGGUCAGUUAUCAAUUUGCCUGUGCAGGAGACUAGACAACAAGAAGAAUCAGUUCCACUAAGGGAAAGAAUAUACAAGAGUCAGGACAGUGGGGAACCUUGAUUAUGCUCUUGGGGUACAGUGAGACAUCAAGGUCAAGUCAUACUCUCUGCCUGUCCUUGGGACAAAGCUCAUCCUCAGCAAUGGUGACCAUCUCCUGCUUGCACCUCCUCCUACCUUUGCAGCCAGAAGCAUUCCAGAUGGCAAGUGCUAUCUAAGGCAGGCCAAAAGUUUCACCAGCAACAUCCAGUUCUGAUGUCCUAUCCCGGAACAGAGGAUGGUAGGCUAGGCAACAGUGCCCAGGUUCUGAGAGGUUGGAUGAUCCAUGAGUAUGCACCUGAAAUGAACAGUCUGCUUUCCAAGGACCAGUAUGAAGAAGGUGGCUGGCCACCUUGUGGGUUACAUAAUAUUUAUUUUGUAUGUAUUUAUUUAUUAUAAUUGUUAAGUUGUGUCUGACUCAUGGUCACCCCAUUUGGGGUUUUCUUGGCAAAGAUACUAGAAGAAGGAGUAAAAUCCACAAUAAGUAAUUGUAGCUCAGAAUAUGAAUGGGACAAAUUUACACAUAAAAUAGAAAUGAAUAGCAGAUUAAAAUUGAAUUUAACAAUAUGUUGCUUUUAGGAAACAUAAAAAUGAGAGAUACACAUAAAGGGAACCUAUCAGAUUGGCUAAUAUGACAGAAAAGGAAAAUGAUGAAUGUUGAAGAAGAUGUGGGAAAAUUGAAACACUGAUGCAUUGUAAGUGGAAUUGUGAACUAAUCCAACUAUUCUGGAGAGCAAUUUGGAACUAUAACCAAAGAACUAUAUCCUAUACCUAUAUCUGUGCAUGCCCUUUGAUCCAGCAAUAGCAAUACUAGGUCUGCAUUCCAAAGAGAUAAUAAAAAAAGGGAAGAGGACCCUUGUGUGCAAAAAUAUUCAUAGCAGCUCUUUUUGUGGUAGUUAAGAUUUAGAAAUUGAACUGAUGCCCAUCAAUAGGAAUGUAACGGAAUGCUAUUUUGCUAUAAGACAUGAUGAGCAGGUGGAUUUCAGAAAAACCUGGAAAGACUUACAUGAACUGAUGCAAAAUAAAG